AUGUCGGACGGACUCAACCAAGCCCGCGCCAUGCGCGUUGCCGAAAUCAUCAACGAUUAUCGCACUCUUCUACUACACAUCCCACAACAGAACGUCGAGGCAUCCCAAGAAGAAUACUGGGAGGAAGGCUUCGUGGUGCUCCGCGAGUCCCUAGCCUCCGCCCAGAGCUUAAUGUCCACCAACUAUCAAACCUGCCCAGUGACGGGACAGGGCAACGUCGAGACAGAGAAAGCCGAGCUUCAAAGGUACCACCGCUCACCCGAUGCUCUUUCCCGGCAGUUUCGAACCGAAUCUGACACAAAACCCAGAGUGAUUCUCGACAGCGCCGCACGCCGAUAUCAAGCGCACAAAAUUUACCUGCGUGCCGCCGCGGCCCGGCGAUGGGCCAUGACCCGCGCCAGCAUCCUGCGAGGCCAAAAGCCCACAGCCCAACAUGCCACGGCUCUCAAGAGCGCUACGACCUCGCUCCACCAAGACCUGGCUCGGAUUACAGAUACCUACGCCGUGUCUGAUCUCCGCGCCGCGGAUAUGCGAGCAGGACACUGGCUUGACGACGACCCAUCAUUGGACGCUAUCCGCCGCUGGAUCGGGGCGCAGUAA
Molecule: messenger RNA, 600 nt
Organism: Penicillium olsonii
Lineage: Eukaryota; Fungi; Ascomycota; Eurotiomycetes; Eurotiales; Aspergillaceae
Source: the annotation of a GenBank genome assembly